CCUUGGCUGGGCCUGGGUCUCCUCCAGCUAGUGUCCAGGCCAGCACUGUCUGAGAAGGGAGUGGACCAAGAGAGAGGGAGUGUGUGUGGGGUGGCAGGAUGCCAGAUUCGAUCAAGAUCAGGUUGGGGCAGGUUCUGUUUCCAAAAAAAUGACAAGUUGGGGGUCAGGAGAGCCUCUGAAGCCCUACCCUGGGUGUCUUGGCCACUUUACUCCCUUCUGGGUCUUUCUGCCACCUGGUCUGAAUCCUUCCUGAUGGAGAGGGUCUUCAAUUGCCUCCAUCCUGCCACGGGUCUACAAAGAGCCAGCUUGUGUGACACAGCUCUCAGCCUGGCCAGAGACACAUCUAUCACCCUAUGAGAGUCCCUGGUCCGAGGGACGAAACGUUCCUGCCUAAGAGAGUUUCCCUUUAGAUGGCAGAGACUCUGACUUAGAUAGACUAGAGUUGGCAAAAGGUUCAGCCCCUUCACGGAGCCUCAGACUUCUGGGCUGUUCUCAUGGCUACUGUCAAGCAAUCCUGGGAGCCCCUGGACACAUUUGUGCUCUACAUUCCUGGCACUGAGAGGAGUCAAAUCGACACCCUAGCCACCCUGCCAUCUCUUCCUGUGCCCCUCUCUGCCUCCCAUGGACACUCACGUAGGGAGGCUUACCCCGAGAGGUGUGUCCUUAGGACACAAGGUUCUGCUUCAGGUGAACUCCCAGACCACAGGGGAGGUUUAACAUCCGAUUACAGUGUAAAGUGGCAGUGUGGACGUCAUCCUUAGGGAGCACACUUCCAGGGCGGGAUGCAGGCACUGACCUGCCAUUCCUAGAGGGGCUUGGUGAAGCAGACGCGGGCCCUGUAGACUGGACUUGAGGCCGCAAGUGCCUUGGUGGUGUUCUUUUGUGUCUCUAGGUCCAAGAUGUCCAGUCCCCUGGAAGAGGCUAUGGAUGUGGUUGUCAACACCUUCUGCAAGUACUCCCGUCAAGAGGGUGACAAGCACAAACUCAGCAAGGGGGAGAUGAAGGGACUUUUGCAGAAAGAACUGGCGAGCAUGAUUGGAGAGAAGGCAGAUGAGGAGGGGCUAAAGAAGUUGAUGGAUGAGCUUGAUGAGAACAGUGACCAGCAGGUGGACUUCCAGGAGUACUCUGUGUUUCUGGCAGCUGUCCUUAUGGUGCGGGAAGACCUCUUCCAGGGGUCCCCAGACCGGCCCGAGUCUCCUGGACCGAUAAGCUCUCUGUCUUUUUGAACUUGUGCUAAAUAAACUUUUGUUUGUUCGUUUGUAGA
Molecule: messenger RNA, 1264 nt
Organism: Peromyscus leucopus (white-footed mouse)
Lineage: Eukaryota; Metazoa; Chordata; Mammalia; Rodentia; Cricetidae
Gene: S100a2
Product: S100 calcium binding protein A2
Biological process (GO): endothelial cell migration
Cellular component (GO): cytoplasm
Molecular function (GO): calcium ion binding; transition metal ion binding
Source: RefSeq, a predicted model, not a curated record